GGAGACGCCGUGCUGCUGAGGCGGCUGGACCGGCAUCGGGAUGUGGCGGCUGCUGCUGGCGCUGGCCUGGCUCGGUAGGGCCCUGCCUGCAGGGGCGGCGGAGCAGAGCGCGGAAGGGCAGCCCCGCUGCCAAGGGGGCGGCCCCGCGCAGGACGGCGGCGAACCGGUGCGGUACCGGACUGCGGAGAUGGCGGACGCGAUGCAGGGCUGCGGGGUCCCCACGCCGCAGCAGGCCGUGGUGCUCUCGGUGGUGCCCGGGGAGGCGAAGGACGGCCCGGAGGCCGCCGGGGCUACCGGGGUUUGCGAUGCGGCGGCCGGAGGUGAUGCAUGCGGUGCGGGGAGCGGUGCGGUGGGCAGCCAGUCCCAGGAGCAGGCCGGGCUGGAGACGGUGCCGCCUGCACCCGCCGAGGAGGCCAACAGCACCGACAGCGCCAAGGCUCCCAAAGUGAACUGCGAAGAGAGGAACACGACUGGUAUGGAGCGCCUAACGCUGCAGAUCCUGAACGUGUCGCAGGACCUGAUGGAGUUCCUAAACCCAAACAGCAGUGACUGCACAUUGGUCUUGUUCUACACGCCAUGGUGCCGCUUUUCUGCCAGCCUAGCACCUCAUUUUAAUUCCUUACCUCGAGCGUUUCCAACUCUUCGCUUCCUGGCGCUGGAUGCAUCUCAGCACAGCAGUUUAUCAACAAGAUUUGGAACUGUGGCUGUACCCAAUAUCCUCCUUUUCCAAGGUGCUAAGCCUAUGGCUAGAUUUAAUCACACAGACAGGACACUGGAAACACUGAAAGAGUUCAUCUUUAAUCAAACAGGAAUAGAAGCUAAAAGUGACGUGGUUGUGACCAAGGAGGACUGGGAAGGGCCCCUGCCCAGCGUUCUGACAAAGGGCAUAGACUGGUUGCUCCUGUUCUCACUGCUCUUCCUGGCCAGCUUUGUCCUCUAUGCCACCGUGCGCACGGAGAGUAUUCGGUGGCUGAUCCCGGGACAAGAGCACGAGCAUCAGGAAUAAUCCAAGAUACUGAAACAGGAAAAGAAUUUCCUGCUUAUUGGAAAAGCAGGAAUUUGUAUGGAGUGGAAGCACAGAAGGACGAGCUGUUGAAUGUGGUGGUUGUAAUUUAUAAUGUUGACUAAAAGUCUGCUUUAUUUAUCAAGCUGUAAAAGUGGCAAUUACUGUGGUAAGUAAACAAAUAUGAAAACCGUGAACUGAACAAGUAUUUCUUAAGCUGAUCAGCUUAUUGUUCCUGGACUGUAGCAAAUAGGUGGUGCAGUUCUCCUCUGCUCUCCUGAAGAGGUCCUCAAGCUCCAUCGAUCAAGAUACAUACAGCAUCACCCUGGCUUGGCUGUGUGGCACUGCCUGGCACAGAAGCAGAGGCACUUCUCGCGUACAACCUGUGGAAGUUUUUUAGAUCCUACAGACAUAGGAACUAAAGCUGCUGUGUGAUGUGGUAAACACAUAGAACUAGGAUGUGUUGACCCACACAGAUCAUAUUUGGGUUUUGGCUUGUGUAUUCCUGGAAUGUUUCAAAGGAAACCACUGGUGAGUGGCGAUGGUGCUAACUGACUGUCAGGAAAAUUAACUAUGAGAAAACAAGAGGUUUUGACCUUACUCUUUUUU
Neopsephotus bourkii (Bourke's parrot) is the source of this 1612-nucleotide messenger RNA. RefSeq names its product thioredoxin domain containing 15 (gene TXNDC15). Gene Ontology annotation, biological process: cilium assembly. The record is from RefSeq and is a predicted model, not a curated record. The coding region runs from base 41 to 1006 and encodes 321 amino acids. The transcript is spliced from 5 exons. NCBI's taxonomy places the organism in Eukaryota, Metazoa, Chordata, Aves, Psittaciformes, Psittacidae. Gene Ontology annotation, cellular component: cilium.